ACCGGUGGAAUCUGCACUGAGUAAGGAGAGUGAGCCUCUGGUCUUCCAGCUGCUCAGCAUGUGAACCGACGCUCUGUGAGAAGUCAAGUCGAAAAAGGGAUGAAACGGAGAGAUUUUUUAAGGUAUGCAAUGAUUGCUGUUUUAUUUGAAAGUAGCUGAGGUCGUAGUCGCACGGAAAAACUCCGACUUUGGAUUUUCUUUUUGGAAAAAAUGGGACUGAAAGUGUUUUCACCGGAUUGGGACUGAGAGUGGACUGCUUGUGGAGUCACUUACAAAGACCAUGAAGAAGUCAUGACACAGCGAACGUUUCUCUUAGAUUUCUCUGCGUAAAAGAGACGAAACACGAGUAAUUAACUUCGAUUGAUUCUUUUAGAACACAAACUUAAAGUUGCGAAAGUUCCUGCGCGUAUUUUUUGUUUUUCACCCCCUUUUUUGUAACUCGCCCUACUUGGAUCAAAGUUUUUUCUCUCCCUCCCCCCCUCCUCCUCAACUAUGGCGUCGGCCAGGUCCACCGCUGGCUCUGUGUUACUACGGAUCAUGUGGCUGGUGUGCGCCCUGAUCUCCUCACCCUCUUCUGCCCAGCAUUACAACAGCGAGAGUGGAAUAUCUGUUCCAGAACAUGGAUUUUGUCAACCCAUCUCAAUCCCGCUGUGCACAGACAUCGCCUACAACCAGACCAUCAUGCCGAACCUCCUGGGCCACACGAAUCAGGAGGACGCCGGACUCGAAGUGCAUCAGUUCUACCCUUUGGUGAAGGUCCAGUGUUCUGCAGAUCUAAAGUUCUUCCUCUGCUCCAUGUAUGCGCCAGUCUGCACCGUGCUGGAGCAGGCCAUACCCCCUUGUCGGUCGUUGUGUGAGCGCGCAAGGCAGGGAUGUGAAGCCUUGAUGAAUAAGUUCGGGUUUCAGUGGCCGGAGCGGCUUCGCUGUGAGGCUUUCCCUGUCCAUGGAGCUGGUGAGAUCUGCGUCGGUCAGAACACAUCCGAACCCAGCAGUCCGGUCUCCUCAUCGUCCCCCUAUGCACCCGACCCCGUGACCCUCCCCCCAAACAUGGGCCGACCCAACCAACGCCCGCCUCAGCACAACCAGUACCACCAGUUCUCCUGCCCCUUACAAUUGGAGGUCCCUACCUAUUUGGGCUACCGUUUCAUGGGGGUCAAAGACUGUGGGGCCCCAUGUGAGCCCACCAAACCAACCGGGAUUAUGUACUUUAGGGAGGAUGAAGUGAAAUUCGGCAGACUGUGGGUGGGGAUCUGGUCCAUUCUAUGCUGUGUAAGCACAUUAUUCACUGUCCUUACCUAUUUAGUGGACAUGAGGCGGUUCAGAUACCCAGAGAGACCCAUCAUCUUUCUGUCUGGGUGUUACUUUAUGGUUGCUGUGGCGUAUGCUGCAGGCUUUUUCCUGGAGGAUAAAGUUGUUUGUGUAGAUAAAUUCAAGGAUGACGGCUACAGAACAGUGGCCCAGGGUACUAAAAAGGAGGGUUGCACUAUCCUGUUCAUGGUUUUGUACUUUUUUGGUAUGGCGAGCUCCAUCUGGUGGGUGAUCCUGUCCUUGACUUGGUUUCUCUCAGCUGGGAUGAAGUGGGGGCAUGAGGCGAUCGAAGCGAACUCCCAGUACUUCCACCUGGCCGCAUGGGCUGUCCCUGCAAUUAAAACCAUCACCAUCCUCGCCAUGGGCCAAGUGGAUGGCGACGUGCUCACGGGGGUGUGUUUCGUUGGGAUUUUCAACGUGGACUCCCUCCGCGGAUUCGUCCUGGCUCCUCUGUUUGUCUACCUGUUCAUUGGCACGUCCUUCCUCCUUGCUGGCUUUGUGUCCCUCUUUCGUAUCCGCACCAUCAUGAAGCACGACGGCACCAAAACGGAGAAGCUGGAGAAGCUGAUGGUGAGAAUCGGCGUGUUCAGUGUGCUCUACACGGUCCCUGCCACCAUCGUGAUCGCCUGCUACUUUUACGAGCAGGCUUUCAGGGAGCACUGGGAGCGCACCUGGCACAUGCAGACCUGCAAGCGGUUUGCAGUGCCUUGUCCAGUGCACAACUUCGCCCCCAUGACCCCGGACUUCACUGUGUUCAUGAUCAAAUACCUUAUGACCAUGAUAGUAGGAAUCACGUCGGGGUUCUGGGUCUGGUCAGGGAAAACACUUCAAUCAUGGAGAAGAUUCUACAAGCGCCUCAGCAAUGGUAAUCAUGGAGAGACAACUGUGUGAUGUUCAAAGGACAGAAAGGUACUAAGACAUGGAGUUUGGAUAACAUAACCUUCUAAACGAGGUCUUUCAUUUUAUUGGUAUUUUGGACAUUUUUUUGUUAUUCAGACGUUGGACUAACAACUUCAGUUCUUUCUCUUUUUUUUGUGUAUCAUUGGACUGCCUACACUCUUGUCUUUUCCAUCUUUGAGUUACGAAAUGGUUUGAAUGGCCAUACUGGUCUUUGGACUAAUGCCAGGCUGGUGAAGUUAUUUGUUACUUUUUUUGAUAUGAAACUGCCUACAUGUAAUCUUAAAUGUUACACUUUGAAUGUACUUCCUGUCUAUUCUUCUAAAAAGUUUUUUUGUGGGUUGGGUGGGAAAGCAGUCAAAAGGUCAAAGGUUGAUCCCUACACCAGCCACAGUCUUGACUGUAGCUUCAUUUAACAGAACACCUACAACAUAUGUUUAAUGUUACUCUACGUGUAGCUAAACACUCACCUUCUGCAGUAAAUGCGCGAGUAAUUGCAGUUAGCAAUUAAGUAAGCCCUUUCAAAUAUGAGAAAUAUAGCAUUAAGUUGCGGCUCCUCCAACUAGUGCCAAGUUGAUACUCAGAAAUGGAAUCUUUUACUUUUUUAUUUUGUAAUUUUUUUAAGCUUUCAGACUGUUUAAAUACUUUCUCCGGGAUUGAAUGUUCACUCCAAAGGUGAUUGAAGUAAAGUGUUGGUUUGCACGGUCAAACCAAAGGUUAUAAAGUGUGAAAUAUCUGAUUCACCAUAAAGUGACCUGUUACAAAUAGUGAGACCACACACACACACACACACACACACACACACACACACACACACACACACACACACACACACACACACACACACACACACACACACACACCCACCCAGGUCCUCUCCACAUUGAGGAAACAACAGCUCAUUGUUUGUCUCUGUGUGUGGUCCCUAGAAGGUUGGAUCCCUCAUCAAAAAGACUUUCAACGCUUUUAAGAUAUCCAGUGCGCCGUUUCAAGGAUCCUGAUUUAAUCCUUAUGGGAUGGAAGUGUUUAGUGUGUUAUUCCAUCUCUAAAAAGAUGACCGUACACAUUGACGCUUGUAUUCCACUUAUUAUAACUGAAUCUGUCUUUCUUCCAUUUGAUCUCUAUAUGUCAAACAUUUUUCAAAGCGGACUGAACAACUUAGAGUUUUAUUUUGUGACUGGAUGAAGAGAAUAUCUGGUCCGUGUUCUCAAAUCAUGAUACAUCAGAAGGAUGUUAAAGCUCAAAACUUUGUGGGGAUGUUCUUUACUUGGAGGGAUAAAAGUAGACACAGGCUAUGCAGUGCCUUGAGAAUAGUGUGAUUAAUAUGAUGAAUCUCUAUCUUAAGGCUUCUUCUGUUACACUGUCCUAAGUUUCUAUCAACAUUGAAGCAUGUCAUUGAAUAUUUGAUAAAUAAGUAGAAUUAAUGUAUGGUAUCACAGAAAAGUACAUGGUUAUUUUAGUUAGAAAUCCCUUGAAAAUAACUGAUUUAUUUCCAUUGUUAAUUCAAUGUUAAUGACACACUCAUUAUUUUGAAAUAGAGAAUUUCUAAUUCCUCUGAUCAGAUUUUGGGUUUACACAGCAGGAAAGUGUCUUUUAAUAGCUCUAAGGCAGCAUGUAAUUUGACAUGCACCAUUUUCAGACAUCAUGUUAAUGAUGGGCUGAAACAUUCUGCAGCAACAGGGAAAAACUGACAAACUGUCCUUAACAAACCUGAUACUGUAGUUAUUUUUACCCUCCAAAGUGUGUCCCCAGCAAGGAAUGUCAAAUUGUCUGUGAAUGUACAACUUACCUCAAACCAUGGCUAUUUUUAGUGUAAGAAUUGGAUUUGGGAACAGGGCAACACUCCACCACCCAUGAGUUAUUUUUUGGCUGUGACAUGCAUACCUAACAAGGCAAAAGAGUUCUGUGAAAUGGUUUUUCAGGAGCUGAGACUGGACAGCCUCAAUGGUACCAGACUGAUAAUGUUUGUCUUGUAACAAGGUUUCAGAAGGAAUAUAAGUGUGUGUGUGUGUUUUGUGUUGGAACAUAUGCAACCCACCAAGUAAACACAAUCUCUGUUUUUAAGGCAUAUUGUAUUUAAGAGUAUUCUCAUUUCUGUCUUUCUUUUUUUUUACUUUUAUCUUGAAUAAGGUAAGACUGUUUUAUGUGUACAGUUUGAAUAAAAGCAAUAAGGUUUGUAAUA
Notolabrus celidotus (New Zealand spotty) is the source of this 4387-nucleotide messenger RNA. RefSeq names its product frizzled-7-like. The record is from RefSeq and is a predicted model, not a curated record. Gene Ontology annotation, biological process: canonical Wnt signaling pathway; non-canonical Wnt signaling pathway. The transcript has a single exon. The coding region runs from base 493 to 2199 and encodes 568 amino acids. Gene Ontology annotation, cellular component: plasma membrane. Gene Ontology annotation, molecular function: Wnt-protein binding; Wnt receptor activity. NCBI's taxonomy places the organism in Eukaryota, Metazoa, Chordata, Actinopteri, Labriformes, Labridae.